AUGGCUGCCAAGACCAAGACCGAUAUCCACCUGUACACUACCGGUACCCCCAACGGUAUCAAGGUGUCCAUCCUCCUGGAGGAGCUCGGCCUGGACUACCAGGUCACCACCAUUGAAAUUUCUAAGAACACCCAGAAGGAGCCCUGGUUCCUUGAGAUCAACCCCAAUGGACGUAUUCCGGCCUUGACCGACACCUUCGAGGAUGGCAAGCCGAUCCGUCUGUUCGAGUCCGGCAGCAUCAUGCAGUACCUCGUCGAACGCUACGAUAAGGAUCACAAGGUCUCUUACCCCUAUGGCUCGCGAGAGUACUGGGAGGUGAACAACUGGCUGCACUGGCAGAUGGGUGGUCUGGGUCCCAUGCAGGGGCAAGCCAACCACUUCAAGCGCUACGCCCCGGAGAAGAUUCAGUAUGGCAUCGACCGCUACACCAACGAGACGCGCCGCCUGUACCGCACCAUGGACACGCAGAUCAAGGCCAACCCCCAUGGAUACCUCGUCGGCGACCGCGUGACCAUCGCCGACAUUGCCAGUUGGGGUUGGGUCGCCGCCAGCAAGUGGGCAGGCAUCGACCUGGAAGAGUUCCCCGCGCUCAAGGCGUGGCUGUGGAAGCUUGUUGAGCGGCCCGGUUUCGAGCAGGGCCGUCACAUUCCUUCUCCCCACAAGGCGCUGGAGCAUUUCAGCAAGACCGACGAGGAGCUGGAUGAGCAGGCCAAGGCAGCUUCCGCAUGGAUUAUUAAGGGCAUGCAGGAGGAUGCGGCAAAGAAAUGA
Messenger RNA from Colletotrichum spaethianum, 768 nucleotides. RefSeq names its product disulfide-bond oxidoreductase YfcG. The coding region runs from base 1 to 768 and encodes 255 amino acids. NCBI's taxonomy places the organism in Eukaryota, Fungi, Ascomycota, Sordariomycetes, Glomerellales, Glomerellaceae. The transcript is spliced from 5 exons. The record is from RefSeq and is a predicted model, not a curated record.